AUGAGGUUACUACUCGUGUUGCUCUCAUGUUUCAGGCUGAGUGAAGCAGGGGCAGUAGAAUGGCAUCUGCAGAGAACAGAGCUCUCACAGCACUGCCUGGCCUCUCCUGAAGGGACAGAGAGCAGUGCAGUAUUAGACUCAAAGAAAUGCGCAAAAGCAGGCGUGCUGUGCCACCCUCAGGCCGACUGUCUCAAAGUGCAGACCGACUAUGUGUGCGUGUGCCAAAUGGGUUAUCAGGGCGACGGGACGGUGUGCAGUGACAUCGACGAAUGCUCCAGUGGACUCAACAACUGCCACUCCAAAGCCCGGUGCAACAAUACUUUAGGAAGUUACGUUUGUGAAUGUCUAAAAGGAUACACAGGAGAUGGACAAAACUGCCAAGAUAUUGACGAAUGUAUUAAGGAGAACGGAGGUUGCCACGAAUAUGCCAUUUGUACCAACACUGAAGGAGGGAGGAAAUGCAGUUGUAAAAAUGGAUUUACCGGGAAUGGUUUUUUAUGCAAUGACAUCAAUGAAUGCGCAAGUCAGCGAACGUGUCACUGGAACGCAACCUGUACGAAUAACCCUGGAUCUUACGUCUGUACCUGCAAUCCAGGUUAUAAAGGAAAUGGGCACUAUCUUUGCUUGGAUGUUGAUGAAUGCUCAGACACUCCUGAGAUUUGCUCUUCGUCUCUUGGCUACAACGGCUGCAAAAAUCUACCGGGGACUUUCCAAUGCACCUGCAGCACUGGGCUUGAAAGUAACGGACAAAUAUGUGAAGACAUUGAUGAGUGCACGACCCAGAGGUGCAGCUCGUACGCGCUUUGUGAGAAUACAAGAGGGUCAUUCACGUGCACAUGUAAGAAAGGUUUUGACGGAAAUGGGAUGACCUGCGUUGACAUAAACGAAUGCGUCGAUGGGUCAAACAACUGCGAUCCGAACGCCGCUUGUAUCAACCGACUCGGAACGUACGAAUGUUCCUGUCGCGAUGGUUUUCUCGGCGAUGGGCGAAAAUGUGAUGACAUAAAUGAAUGCGAAAACCAGGACCUUUGCCCCUCUUUCACAGAUUGCGUUAACACACCUGGAUCAUACUAUUGUGACUGUGGAGUUGGAUACGUCUUCAAUAGUUCCAAGUGCAUAGAUGUUGAUGAAUGUGAAAAGGGACUGUGUAGCCCUUACGCUACUUGUCAAAACUCAGCUGGUUCGUUUAGAUGCCAGUGCAAAACAGGCUAUAAUGGAGAUGGUUUUCGCUGUGUGGACAUAGAUGAGUGCUCACUGUCUCUUCAAUGCCACCCUAAAGCGAUCUGCCUGAACUUACCUGGCGCCUACAACUGCACUUGUGAGGCUGGCUAUAAAGGGGAUGGACUGACCAAAUGCGACGAUGUAGACGAAUGCUUAGCGGACAAUGGCGGGUGCAAAAACAAAGCAAGCUGCGUCAACACUGAAGGAUCUUUCUAUUGCGUUUGCCCUUCUGGAUUUUCUCUGAUUAAUAAAAUGACCUGCUUAGAUAUAAACGAAUGUGAGAAACUAGAAAAUCCUUGCGGAGUGAAUGAAGAGUGUAAAAACAUUGACGGGUCAUUCGAAUGCAAUUGUAAAGCUGGAUACUACCGCCCUCCAAGUAGUAAAAAUUGUGUUGAUGUGAAUGAAUGUGAAAAAAAACCAUGCCACAAGAAUGCAACCUGUCAGAACACCGUAGGUUCCCAUACUUGUAGGUGUAAUCAAGGAUUUGAAGGCGAUGGUAUCACAUGUGAAGAGGAUGGAUUUACAAAGUUAAUGAACCUCAUCAAAGAGAGGUUCACUGCAUUUGUCCACCACGUAAUGGGUACCUUCAUUGUUUUCCGCCCACUUCACAUUUAACUUGGCCCCAUUACACCGCUGCUUUUUAAAAUUCAUGUCAGUAACAGCUUCCUAAUGUAUAUUUCUUCCUAUAUU
Molecule: messenger RNA, 1911 nt
Organism: Boleophthalmus pectinirostris (great blue-spotted mudskipper)
Lineage: Eukaryota; Metazoa; Chordata; Actinopteri; Gobiiformes; Gobiidae
Product: latent-transforming growth factor beta-binding protein 2-like
Exons: 4
Coding region: 1-1836 (611 amino acids)
Molecular function (GO): calcium ion binding
Source: RefSeq, a predicted model, not a curated record